Messenger RNA from Drosophila grimshawi, 898 nucleotides. RefSeq names its product G patch domain-containing protein 11. The transcript is spliced from 2 exons. Gene Ontology annotation, cellular component: kinetochore. The coding region runs from base 6 to 806 and encodes 266 amino acids. The record is from RefSeq and is a predicted model, not a curated record. Lineage: Eukaryota; Metazoa; Arthropoda; Insecta; Diptera; Drosophilidae. Gene Ontology annotation, molecular function: nucleic acid binding.
UUACAAUGUCCGACGUUGAGGAUGAUUAUAUGUCUGACAAAUUUUUGUCGGGUCUGCAGGAAGUGCGUCCCAGCUUGUUAAACAAUCGCGCCAAGAAACGAGAAAUCGAGGUGCAAGCAAAGCAAGAGCAAAAUAAUAAACGACAACGAGAAGCGGUCAAUGCUGUUUCUGUAGACAAUGCGCGCCUGCAGGAGUCGCUCAACAAGCCGCUGGCUGCUGACAACAAGGGCUUUCAACUAAUGGCUAAAAUGGGAUACAAGGCAGGCAGUAGGCUGGGAAAACAGGCGGAUGCUCGCCUGGAACCCAUCGGAAUAACCAUCAAGAAAGAUCGUGGUGGCCUGGGCCGGGAGGCAGCCAUUGCCGAGCUUGCAGCCAAGCGGCAAGAGCUGAGGCGUGAGCAUAUGCUACGCAAGGCGGGCAUAGAAUCCGGUGAAGAAAUCAGCACAGAGGCAUAUCGACGGAGAGCCACUCAAAAGGCGGAGGAGCGCAAGCUAAACUACGACAUAAAAAGUUGUCAGCAAACGUGCGAAUCGCUGGACUUGGCUGCCGGUGUUGCUGAGCCAGAACUAGAAUUCUUCUGGCCUCCCAAGCCUGUAGAACCCAUUGAAGAGGCAGAAAGCGAUGAAAAGCAGGCGUCGCAGCAAGAUGAGGAGCAGGAGGAGCAGUACAGCCCAAGCGAGCAGCUGGAGCUACUGAUCAGCUAUCUGCGCACUGCCUAUACAUUUUGCUAUUGGUGUGGCACACACUACGAAAGCGUCGAGGAUUUGGGUGGUAAUUGUCCCGGUUUGACGCGGGACGAACACUAAUUAUAGAUUUAGAUUCAUUAUUUAGGUGUUAGUUUCACAAAAUACGUGCACAUUUAUGUAUAUUACAAUAAAACGUAGUCAAAAAACAGUUA